AUGACAGAGGAGGACGUUCUGCCGGACCAGUCUCCGUUCCCGCCGCUGCAACUGUCCUUCGAGGAGCAGCAGCAAUGCCACCAGCUCAGUCUGCAACUGCUCGAGCGCACGCUGCACAGCUACGACGAGCGUCUUCCAGGAGCCACGCCCAGACACCACGCGAGUCUCGACAGCGCGCGCUGGAAGCUGCAGAGGACGCAGCACAAUGCGUCGCUCUACUCGGAGCGCGUCCGCCAUAUUCGCACCGACCUCCACCUGCCGGACGACAAUUGGCAAGACCCGACUGUUCUUCUCAUGGUCGGGACCAUCCCAGCCCCUCUGGACGAGGUGAUGUACGGCAUGUCGAUCCCCACGUUUGAAGCGCUGAAAAUCCGCGUGUCCACGCUCGGAGAUCAAGAAGUAGGCGGCGCUAUGCUCGCGAGACUCGUCGGGCCGACAGAAGACAAACCCUUCCAGAACUUGUCCAUCAUGUACAUGGCGAGUCGACUGCCGUGGCUGGUGAGCAGGGUAGUCAAGCCGAGGGACUUUGUGCUGCUGUCGGCGACCGGAGUCAUGACGACCAAAGAUGGAGAACGUAUCGGAUACGAUCUGUUGCAGCCCGUGCCGCUGCUGGAGUGUCCGCCCUUGCCCAAGCCCAUGAUUCGCGGGAAGUUCAUGUUCGGAGCGCUGUACCGAGAGCUGGAGAAUGGGAAUGUGGAUGUGUACAUCCAGCAGUAUGUCGAGUCGAUGGGCAACCUCAUGGAGUCGUUCAUCAUCAGCUCCACGUGGCAGUCGCUUCUUGGCUUCUUCAGGGCUCCGAUUCUGUCCGAGCACAAGAAGCUGCAGUGGUGUAUCGCCAACAUGAAAAGCGCGCAUCGUCGAGGACUCGCGAGUGAGUUGUCCGGUUAUUCGUUGAGCUGCCCCUUGUGUUCCAUGGCUUUUGGACGCUUGGCUCGGACUCGACGCAGCGACCAGCGCAAUUGUGUAUUGUGCUUGGCGCCAGUGUGUUCAAACUGUCGCGAGGAACGAGUUUUCAAGGUGCUGGACCGACACCCGAAGAAGAGGCACAUGCUGAUCAGGAAGAAACAGAUUUUUGUCUGUCGGCCGUGUCUGGAUUUCGUGCACAGCCAGAAGCCUGCCGAUAUUGCGAGGUACAACACCACCGAACAGCUUACGCCAGGCUCGGAUUCCACUGGAGCGUCCAGUGAUAACGCAUUUACCACAUGGGGUCUGCUUUUCAGCGAUUCGCAGCCUUCGUGGUCUCCAGCGCGCUCCUUGUCCAUGUCAAGUGAGUCAUUUGAGUCUUUUGGCUGGGACGCGGAACCAUAA
Messenger RNA from Phytophthora sojae, 1308 nucleotides. RefSeq lists its product as hypothetical. Bases 1 to 1308 code for a protein of 435 amino acids. The transcript has a single exon. NCBI's taxonomy places the organism in Eukaryota, Oomycota, Peronosporomycetes, Peronosporales, Peronosporaceae. The record is from RefSeq and is a predicted model, not a curated record.